AGGCAAGAAGUUCUUCGCGAUCACCUUCAUUGGCAGCAUCGUGUGGAUUGCCGCCUUCUCCUACCUCAUGGUCUGGUGGGCGAAUCUGGCCGGCGACACCGUCAGCAUUCCUCCCGAGGUGAUGGGGCUGACGUUCCUGGCGGCCGGCACCUCCAUCCCCGACCUCAUCACCAGCGUCAUCGUGGCGCGGAAAGGCUUCGGCGACAUGGCCGUCUCGUCGUCCGUCGGCAGCAACAUCUUCGACGUGACCGUCGGGUUACCUGUGCCUUGGCUGCUGUUCGGCAUCAUAAACGGGAAGCCCGUGGAGGUGAACAGCGUGGGCAUGGUGUGCUCCAUCUCCAUCCUCUUCAUGAUGCUGAUCUUCGUCAUCUUGUCUAUCGCCUGCUUCCGCUGGAAGAUGAACAAAGGCCUGGGCUUCACCAUGUUUCUGCUGUAUUUUGUCUUCGUGGCUGUCUCGCUCAUGUUCGAGUACAAGAGUACAACCACCCAGCUGGGCAAUGUUGGCAGUAUCACUCUUGCCAAGGCUGCAGGCCUGGUGUUUGGAAAACACUUAUCUGUACUGUCUGUUCUGUUGCAGAAUGGCUUUAUACCAAUCCUCUUUUCUAAUCAGAUUAUGGUGUACCUAGUGGACUGCAGUUCUGAUAUUGCUGCCUUGCCCAGCCGCAAAAGCAAUAACACAAUCACAAUGAGAUCCUCUUGGUUCAAGGAACAUGAAGGAAUCAAUAAAUGUUCAGAAAUUAUUCUUAUUGUGUGGGAAGUAAAUAUGCACAAACAUGUGCUCAUUAUUCCUGAACAGACUAAAACACAUGUGUCUUCAGUACAACAAUGCAUGUUGGGAAAUUUUGUCAUCUUUUUUUUUUUUUAUGGAAGAGGGAAUAUGAGAAAUAAAAUCUGA
Molecule: messenger RNA, 895 nt
Organism: Gryllus bimaculatus (two-spotted cricket)
Lineage: Eukaryota; Metazoa; Arthropoda; Insecta; Orthoptera; Gryllidae
Source: the annotation of a GenBank genome assembly